GUUAUCAAAACCAAAUUCUGCCCAGCCUCUGCUGAAGACAUCAGCCACCAUCACAGCUUAUAAUAAUACAGCAUUAUUGCACUAUAUUCCCACAUUUUGAUUUAUACAGCUGGAUCAAACUGAGGAUGUCGGGAAGCUCCGGGAACGGGAAGCUGCGUCAGUGGCUGAUCGAACAGGUGGACACUGGGAAAUAUCCCGGGUUAGUGUGGGAGGAUCGAGAGCGAACCACCUUCCGCAUCCCGUGGAAACACGCAGGGAAGCAGGACUAUAACAGAGACGAGGACGCGGCGCUCUUCAAGGCCUGGGCUCUGUUUAAGGGGAAGUAUCGUGAGGGAAUAGAUAAACCGGAUCCACCCACCUGGAAAACGCGUCUCAGGUGCGCGCUGAACAAGAGCAGCGACUUUGAGGAGCUCGUGGGCCGAAGUCAGCUGGACGUUUCAGAGCCGUUUAAAGUUUACCGGGUUAUUCCUGAGGGAACCAAAAGAGGACCAAAAUCAUAUGAGAAAGUUUCCACAACCUCAGGUCAUCAUAACUACCCGUUUUAUCCGUCAUAUCAACCGGUGGAGAGUCAGGUGUGUAACUUCCUGUCUGCUGCAGACCGUAGCUGGAGGGACUUCCUGUGUGAGCAGAACUCACUGUCAGACGUCCACUUCAGCCAGAACUCGCGCUGGGACACUGGGUACCAGAUAAGUGGAUCUUUUUACAGCUGUAACACAUUUGAUUCUCCUCCCUCACCGUUCACCCUGGAGACCAGCAUGAGAUCAGCAGAGGCCAUGGCACUGUCAGACGCGCGUCUGCAGGUGACGGUGUUCAGCGGUGAGACUCUGGUCGCAGACGUCACCGUCACGAGCGCCGAGGGCUGUCGACUGGCUCCUCAUGACGACAACUGGAGCUACAGUGGCCCGGGCGGCCCGGAGCUGGUGCCUCUUCCUGGAGCGCUGGAGGGGGGCAUUCUGCUCUGGAUGACGCCCGACGGCCUGUACGCCCGAUGCUUCUGUCAGAGCCAGGUCUACUGCGACGGGACGCAAUCAAACCUGAGCACCAAACUCUGUAAACUAGAGAGGGAGCAGACCAGCAAACUACUGGACACACAACUCUUCCUGACAGAACUCCAGGGUUAUUUCCUGCACACACGUCCUCCUCCGCGUUUCCACGUGCAGCUGUUUUUUGAGUGCUGUGACCCCUCCGCAGACAAGAGACCCCUGACAGUUCAGGUGGAGCCGCUGUUCGCCCGGCAGCUGCUGCUCCUCCUCCAGCAGGGCGGCGUGAAUUACAUGAGAAGCACCCAUGAACUUUCACCUCUGACCCCUGAGCAGAUUUACACCCAUCAAGAUUUCCCUGCCAUCAACGCACACCAGACGCAUGGCAGCUUCAUCCAAGAGUGACCCCGCAGGAGAUACAAGACGUUUCUAGAUUUUACUGUGUAUUGGCAAAGUAAAAGAUACCAAUUUUUAAUUAAGUUAAUAAUAUUAAUAACCCCAAAACUACAUACAGGUGAGCCACGUAGCAACUUAAUGCAUUAAUACAAAGUGUGUCACAACAUUUUACAGGUCCUUCAAAACAAAAUACAUAUUACUAUUUUUUAUAUAUAUAUAUAUAUAUAUAUAUAAAAAAUAAAAAAAACAAAAUAUAUUUCUUAAAGGAACACUCCACUUUUUUUGAAAAUAGGCUCAUUUUCCAGCUCCCCUGGAGUUAAACAGUUGAGUUUUACCGUUUUCGAAUCCAUUCAGCCGAUCUCCGGGUCUGGCGGAACCACUUUUAGCAUAGCUUAGCAUAGUUCAUUGAAUCUGAUUAGACCGUUAGCAUCUCGCUCAAAAAUGACCAAAGAGUUUCAAUAUUUUUCCUAUUUAAAACUUGACUCUUCUGUAGUUACAUCGUGUACUAAGACCGACGGAAAAUGAAAAGUUGUGAUUUUCUAGGCCGAUAUGGCUAGGAACUAUACUCUCAUUCCGGCGUAAUAAUCAAGGAACUUUGCUGCCGUACCAUGGCUGCAGCAGCCGCAAUGAUAUUACGCAGCGCCUGUGACCCCCUGCUUACACAGGGAGCGUGCCUUGCAACCAUGGAGACAUUUGUGAGAGACGCUGCGUAAUAUCAUUGCGGCUGCUGCAGCCAUGGUACGGCAGCAAAGUUCCUUGAUUAUUACGCCGGAAUGAGAGUAUAGUUCCUAGCCAUAUCGGCCUAGAAAAUCGCAACUUUUCAUUUUCCGUCGGUCUUAGUACACGAUGUAACUACAGAAGAGUCGAGUUUUAAAUAGGAAAAAUAUCGAAACUCUUUGGUAAUUUUUUAACGAGAUGCUAACGGUCUAAUCAGAUUCAAUGAACUAUGCUAAGCUAUGCUAAAAGUGGUUCCGCCAGACCCGGAGAUCGGCUGAAUGGAUUCGAAAACGGUAAAACUCAACUGUUUAACUCCAGGGGAGCUGGAAAAUGAGCCUAUUUUCAAAAAAAGUGGAGUGUUCCUUUAAAUUAUAUAUAUAUAAUUUAAGAAAUAUAUUUUGUUUUUUAAUUUUAUUUAAAUAUAUAUAUAUAUAUAUAUGGAAAAAUAAUUAAAGUAUUAAUCUGAAAACAUUAAGAAAUAUUUCAGUGGCUGUCUGAUUAAUAAUGUUUAUAUUUUUGUGCUUUGUAUGUUAUUUUCUCUGCUUGCACUGUUAUGUUGUAAAUUCAACUGCAUCUCAGGGACAAAAUCUGUUCAAAAUGAAUGUAUGUGAAUUAAAUAUCCACAUACUGCUUAUUGCACAGUAUAUACUGUAAAAUGAAAUAAAUAAAAGUAUGUGAAACUAUA
Messenger RNA from Ctenopharyngodon idella (grass carp), 2778 nucleotides. It is a transcript of the gene irf4l, whose product is annotated as interferon regulatory factor 4 like. The transcript has 8 exons. Gene Ontology annotation, molecular function: DNA-binding transcription factor activity, RNA polymerase II-specific; protein binding; RNA polymerase II cis-regulatory region sequence-specific DNA binding. Gene Ontology annotation, biological process: immune system process; regulation of transcription by RNA polymerase II. Gene Ontology annotation, cellular component: nucleus. The record is from RefSeq and is a predicted model, not a curated record. The coding region runs from base 126 to 1385 and encodes 419 amino acids. NCBI's taxonomy places the organism in Eukaryota, Metazoa, Chordata, Actinopteri, Cypriniformes, Xenocyprididae.